Messenger RNA from Cercospora beticola, 1410 nucleotides. RefSeq lists its product as uncharacterized. Gene Ontology annotation, biological process: post-translational protein targeting to endoplasmic reticulum membrane. The record is from RefSeq and is a predicted model, not a curated record. NCBI's taxonomy places the organism in Eukaryota, Fungi, Ascomycota, Dothideomycetes, Mycosphaerellales, Mycosphaerellaceae. Gene Ontology annotation, cellular component: membrane; TRC complex. Gene Ontology annotation, molecular function: protein binding; molecular adaptor activity.
GCCUCCGGCUCGUGACGAGACGUUGCAGCUGCCCUGCCCAGCUUGACUUUCUGUCCCGAGAACUUUCCAACGACAUCUCGACUUAUUUAAUUGCAGUACUGCUCGACUACUGACAAUUCUCCGCAGAUACCACGACACACUUUCUGCCAUCAUGGCUACCGACUCGCGCAAGCGCCUCGCUCUUGCGAUCUGCGACUUCCUCCAGACCAGCUUGAAGGAUGGCACGCUCACCCCCGAAGAUGCAGACUCAGUCGAGAUCGCCACUAACUGCAUCGGCGAUGUCUUCCACGUUGACCCCACCGACCAGACCGCCGUCAAAGAAGCCCUAGGUGGCCAAAAUCUGCUCUCUAUCUUUGGCGUCUACGAGAAGCUAAAGGGCAAGUCGACGCCGGCUGCAGCCGCUUCGGGCGCUGCUGCAGGUGCUUCUGCGGCGAACAGUGACAAGCCUGAGGCGAAAGGCGCGCCAACCGAGGAGAGCGAGAAGUUGAAGGGCCAGGGCAAUGCCGCACUGGCGAAGAAGGAAUACCAGGCCGCUGUGGACUACUACACACAGGCUCUCGAGAUCUGUCCUCUCAACCCUAUCUACCUGUCCAACCGAGCUGCUGCGUACAGCGCCAUGAGCCAACACGAGUUUGCGAAGAACGACGCCGAACUGGCGACCGCGACUGAUCCAAAGUACACCAAGGCUUGGUCGAGACUAGGUCUCGCGAAAUACGCACUGGGCGAUGCCAAAGGCGCGAUGGAAGCAUACAAGCAGGGUAUCGAUGCUGAAGGCAAUGGUGGGAGUGAUGCGAUGAAAAAGGGCUACGAGACUGCCAAGCGCAAGGUGGAGGAGCAGGAGCAGGAUGGGGAGCUCGACACCGCUGCAGGACAGGAGUCCGCAAGAGGGCCUGGAGGUGCGGGAGGCAUGCCAGAUCUCUCAGCCUUAGCCGGAAUGAUGGGAGGAGGCGGAGGAGGCGGCAUGCCUGAUCUCGGAUCGCUCAUGCAGAAUCCGAUGAUGAGACAGAUGGCCCAGAACCUGAUGAGCAAUCCAGACAUGAUGAACAAUCUUAUGAACAACCCUCGACUACGGGAAAUGGCCGGGCAGUUCGGAGGAGGUGGUGCUGGUGCCGGUGCUGGUGCUGGCCGCGGCGGAGGUGGAGGUGGCGGCAUGCCGGAUCUCAGUCAACUUAUGAACGACCCCAGCAUUGCUGAGCUCGCGAGGUCAUUUAUGGGACCAGGCGCAGGCCGCGGAGCUGGCGGUACACAGUGAUUGCGACCCCGAGCCUAUACGAUUUCUCAACGAGCGGCACGGCCAUAGAUUACUCACGAAAAGUUUGCAAUUCCAUGGCAUCAGAUCUUCACACAGUGCCGGUGCGCGCUGACAAUAUCGCAGAGUCUUGUGUGGCGCGCUAUACAUGUGGCUGCGAC